UUGUAGUAAAAUACACAUAAAAUUUAUUGUCAUUGUAACAAUUUCAAAUGUGCCAUUUAGUGGCAUUAAAUACAGCCACAAGGUUGUACAAUGCCACUAUCUACUUCCAGAAAGUUGCUGUCAUCCCAACAGAAACUCUGUCCCCAUUGAACACGAAGUGUCUGCCCCUCCCCCGGCCCUCACAGCCUCUAUUCUACUCUCUGCCUAUGAAUUUAAGGCUGAUGUUUUAACUCCCAGUUUUCAGUUUCGGUAACAGGCUCAGGGGGCAGAGGCCCUGCCCUGUGGGAUUUGAGCCCGGGCAUCCGCCACCCCAGCUUCCUAGAUACUGACCCUUGGCUGCAUGGGGAGGUGGGGCGCUCUGGGUCAGGAUGUAGAGUUUCAGGCCCUGCAGUGCCACCAGUUCCUCAUGGGAAUGGGAAAGUACCUCAGUGUCCCCAUCUGUACAGUGGGAGCAGAGUAGAUUUGCUGCUUGGGACCUGGCCAAACCCAAGGGAAAAGACCAGCCCAGAAGACCAGCCUCUUCCUUCCUCCCUGCACACCGUCCCCAGGACGCAAGUCUGGACACCAGGGUCUUCCAGGUUUGGGCGUGCUCCUCACACAGAGCAUUGGGGCAGCCUGCAGGAUAUAGGGGCAGGACUCCCUGACCUGGAAGGGGAAGCAAAUGGAAUCCUGAACUCAGGCCUCCCUGGGGCCAAGUUCCUGCUCCUCCCGGGGCCACAGCUCCCUGGUAAAGUGGCUGAGGCCAGGCCCGUCUCAGGGUGUCUGUAGUGCGGACCCGGUGUGGCAGUGCCUGGUGCUUCCAAAGUAAGAGCGGAGAAAUCUGGGGCUGAGGAGGGCUCACUACCUACCAGUUCCCUGUGUGGUCUCCGGGCCUCUUCCAGGGAGCAGUCUGCCUCCAUCCAUCUGACUUGGGGGCUACCCGGUGACGGCUCCAUUAGCCGCAGCCCCACUCCCAUCUAUCAGCCUUAUCGGCUCAUCUGGAGAGAGAAUCUCUUUGGAGCCAAUGGCCCUCCUCUUUCUCGGGCACUGUUUCCCUGUCUCCUCCCCAGGCUGCCUGCCGCUCUCCACUCUAUGCCGUGGCCUUGGCCACCUCUGCUGUGCACCCUGGCCUUGACCGCCACUAUCACCCCAUGCCGUAGCCUCUCCCCUCCACCUUCCCAUCAGUCACAUGCCAGGGUCUUUGCCACAUGGCCCCAAGUGUGUUCUCCGUGGCCCAUGAGUGGCCUGGCCCCUCUCCACCUGGCCCAGGCCAUGUGGUCUGCACCUCCUCCCCCGGGAGUAUUAGUAAUCGGUCCUCGGAGUGAAACAAUCUCGUGUAAUCUAUCAGCAGCUAUCUGGCCCAUCGGAGGGUGGGGAGUGGCCGGGCCCAGAGAUGGCGCCAACCUCCAGCGUUGAUAAAGUUUCCGAGCUGAGCGGAGAUGAAUGUUGAGUAAGUACAGGCCGCACGAUAGGAUGUGGACUUGGCAGGCCCACAGCUCUGGCUGAAACCAAUCUCUCCCCUAUCAGCCAGGCUGGGCUUUCUCAGGCCCCGCAUUUUCUUCCCACCUCCUCUGCCUCCCCUCUCUCUGCCUUGCCCUGCCUGGACCCUGCCCCUAGGGACAGGGGUGGGGGACCUGCCCACUGGCCCUGGUCAGAGAAAGGGGGCAGGCUGGGGGCAGGGGAGGAUCCUGAUUGAGGCCAAGCACAUGGCCCCCAGUAAGAGGCUGCCCGGAGGUGGUGGCCAUCCACAGCAGCUGGCCUCCCUUCCGUCUAGUGCCCACAGUCUUUGCGUAGCCUCCAGGUGCUGAGACUAAACCCUGGCCAGCCACCUGGAGCUCCGGCCCCUUUGCCUCUCCACUGCACCAUCCUCAGCUGCAGAGCCAGAACCCACCAACUCUCUCGCCUCCAGGGCUUUGCACAGACAACUCCCUCCACCUGGAGCGGGCUUCCCUAUUCACAGUCAGAGCUGAGAUAUCGCCUCCUCCUCUGAGAACCCCUCACUAGCCACCUCCACCCCCACCUGCUGUUCUUCAUCCUGUACCAUCUUAGCUCUUCCUAGUAUCGGAGAUGCGUGUCUACCCAUACCCUAAUGUCCACAUAUCACCCACAUGCACACACACCCCCCGUCCAGACCUGUUUGCUCAGGUUGAACUGGCAGGUGGCAGGUGCUCAGGAACCUGGUAGAAGGGGUUACAGUACUCUUAGGAAUAGCCCGCAUCUGGGGAGUCUUCACCUCCUGCAAAGCCCCUUCCCGUCUACUCCUUAUAGCGGCACUAUGAGGCUAGUGUGGCAGUGCCCAUUUGCCAGAUGUGCAAACCAGGGCCUGGGCGGACUCCCCAGGCUCAGAGCCGUAUGCUCCAGACCCUGGCCCAGCUUCGGUUCUGCCUUGCCCUAAAUAGCUGUGGGCGGUAGAUAGCCCAAGGCCCAAGACGAGGACUGGUAUAGUGCUCUCUGCCUCAGUUUCCCAUCUGUACAGAGGAACCAGCUUCCUUACAUGCUGGUGUUGAGGAAGGUCCUGGCAGAGCUUCAUAAACUGUUGAGGGCUAUGCACUUGCGUCCCAGGGAUUUGGGCCAGAGGGGCCACAGCUCCUCUGGGGGGUCCUGUCACUGCAUAGCCCUGGGAGGCAGGUGGACAGCCCCACAGAGCACAGAGGGGCAUGCUGGCCCAGGCCACACGGCAAGUGGCUGGUGGAGCCUGGGACCUGGCCUCAGGGAACAGACCUCUGGUGGCUGUGGGGAGGAGUGGCGGAAAGACGGCGGUGUCUGGACGAUCAUGGACGGACUGGGGAAAGGACUUGAGAGGUAGGGAGGGCUUCUCCGGGCCUUGGUUCAUCUGUGGCACAGGGCCAGGAAGGGACACGGAGGCCAGGUGACAAAGCCACAGGCCCGGGAGUCCGCAGACCUGGGUCUCCUGCCGUCACCCCUAUACAUAGAAACGACGGGCGGGACAGUGCAGGAAACGCCGGGACAGGAAAGGGGAGCGUGCGGCCGCCGGCCCGCUCUUCUAGCUCUGGGGCCUUAGGCCAGUUCCUUUAACCUCCUUUUGCCUCAGUUUCCCUAUCUGUAAAGUGGGGGUAACACUAAGUAGAGGAGUUGAGGAUCAAAAGUGCUACGUGAUUAAAUCCUUAGGAUUGGGUCUGCUGCAGAGGCUGCUUCGACACCUACUGCUGCCACCGCCAUCAUUAGCGUUGCCGGUGCUCACUCGGGCCUAGCAGGGCAGGCUGGACAUGCCCCCGCACUACGCAUGGUUCUUCCUGCUCCGUGGGAGUGACCAGGCCCACCCUAGGCCCCCCUCUGGGCGUGGCCCUCGGUGCUGGGGCAGUUAAGCCCCCCUGAGUUCCGCCUGUCGGUUAAGGGACUGACCACAGGAGGAAGUGGUGGUGGCUGAGGGAUGGGAUAUGGAUGCAGGACCCCCCCACUGGGUGUUAGUGCCCUAUCUCCCCCAAUCUCCCUCCCAGUCUGGAGCCCCCAUACCCACCCAGGCCUCAGAUACCCCAGGCAGGAAGGCCUGGCUUCCACAAGUAGGGGAGGUGGCACAUCCCUCAUUCGGGACUCAGCCCCUGAUCAUCCAUCCACACACGGGCUCAGGCCCCAAGGCUCCCCCCUGGGGCUGAAUGAAACUCCCCGAGGCCCUUCCCUCCGUUCCCCUGUCCUGUGGGGGCCCAGCAGGCCCCCCGCCACACCCAGCUCGGAGCCAGGUCGUCUGUUAGCAGCCUGUUUCCCUCCCCACAUCUGUCACACAGUCACCAGUAUGCAUUAAGCACCUACUAUGUGCCAGGUGCUGUUCCAGAGCAGGGCACUGGCAUAGGCUGUGGGCCACGGUAAGGGAGCCACGGGGUGCUGAGCAGAGGAGGGUGGGUCCGGGCAUGGAGGGUUCCAGUGCACAUCACUACUAGGCCUGAGUGCAGUGGCAGAUUAAGUGUGGACAACCACCCACCACAGAGUGUGACCUUAGAAUCUGUGUGACAGCCCCUGGAGGAAGGAGAUGGGAAGCUGAGCAUUGGGUGACCAGGGAGGGUGAGGCCUUAGGAGGAGGGGCUGGCCGCAGGGUGAGAGGGCCAAAGGCCUCGGACAGGGUCCUCCUGCCCUAGAAGCUCAAAGGUAGAAAGUGGGUCUCAUUUCCUGGGCUGGGGCUAUUCUUGGUUACAGCAGCCCCCGGGCAUAAUGGAGACACAGGGGCAAGAUAUCCACAUGAUUACUGGCCUGGUUACUGGCCUUUACUGUGUCCCGCCCACCAUCUGCUGAGGGGAAGGUUCGUCUCAUCCCCAGCAUCCCGGCCUCCCUCCACACCCUUGCAGUGAGGCCCGGCAGUCGCCAGCCUGGCUGCCAGACCUGCAGGGAGUCAGAAAGUGGGUGUAAGGAGAAGGGACCUGGGGGAAGGAAGAGGGAAGUUGGGACAAAGAUCAUUCAAGUGCAGGAAUGGAGGGCGGAGGCACAGGGACCUGGCUCGUGGCUGGGUGUAGGGCCCCAAGUGAGAGGCGCUGGCUGGCUGGGAGCGUGGGAGAGUUGACAAGGAAAGAUGCUAGUCCCUUUGCAUGAGACUGAGUCACAGGGCCCUGGGUUUUAUUUGGGCACAUAUGACUGUCCCUCGAAUCUUUCAAUAAACACGCCUUAAAAGGAUGAAUUUUUAUUGUAUGCGAAUUAUAUCUCCCUAGGAUCUUUUUAAUUUGUUGGAAGCUGGAGUCAGCCCCAGCGGCCCUUGUCUGUUGGAGCAUGGUUCUGUGUUUCCAGAGAGCUCAGGUCUCCUGCCUGGUGCCCUGGGCACUGCAAGUUUGUGCUUGAUGCUGAGGGCAUCUCUUUGCCCUGGGAUGGCCCGGGGUGUGUUGUGAUGGCAGCCAGCCACCCUCCUCCAGCCUGGCUAAGUUGGGACAGUCGCACUCACCAGCACCUCUGGGCUCGGCUAGGAGGCUUGCUAAGCUGGGUGGCUCACAGCCCGGCACUUAUACACAGCAGCUGGGAUGGGGACACCAAGACCUGAGAGGUGCAAAGGUCUAGGACUCAGAUGUCUGCACCUCUGGAAGAGUAGCGAGUUCCCCUUUGCAGGAGGCAUUCAGUCAGCAUCUGGCUGACCUUGGUGGAGAAGCAGAGUCAAGCUGCUCCGUCUGCAUGUCUCCUCUGCCCCCGGCCCACUUGUGCAGUUGGGUAGGGCGGGCACAGGAUCAGUGCAGGAGAGCGUCUGGUCUCAGGUCCCCAGAACCGAGAGGUCCAGACGCUCACUCUGCCCUUGGAGGAGCAGGCUGCCCACUCAAAUAAGCCAAGAUUAUCUUGCCAACAUCCUCUUUGUGGUCACCCCAGCCGUCAUCAGGACUGAUCCUGGGUUGAUAACAGCCACUGGCAGGUCACUCAGGUGCCUGUGGGCCCUUCCUAGGUCACACCUCUUUAGGCUCCAGAGACCCCUCUGUACCCCACUGGGAUGCUCUUCCUCACGGCCAUCGAUGUAGUCCUUAAACCCUGGGCACACCCAUUAGGCACUGGGGCGGUGCCUUCCUUGAAACUGGCCGCAGGUGGGUCACCCUUCUUCCUCCCUCUGGGCACUGGAGACCGGAAGGAGCAUCAGCUGGCCAGCUGCCCCCACUCCGCACUCCCCGGAGAAUUGCACAAAUGACCUGCAAAUAAAUGUGAAGCUCCAUGGACACCCAGACUGUGGGAGGAAGAGUUUGCCGAGGGGUGAGAAGGCCUUAACCUGGCACAGACAGGGUGAGAGAGUGCCUUGGCAGAAGGACAGCAUGGGCUGAGGAGGCCCUGUGGCUGGAGGGCCAGGGCAGUGGAAGAGGUUUGGUUAAUCCUGGGGGUGAAGGUGGGGCAGGGAAGAGCUAGGGCCCAAGAGCAGCUCCUGCCAAUGGCCAAGCCCCUGUGCUGGCAGUGAUGCAGAGAGCAGUCAGCUUCAGGCUACUUUUAGGGGGGCAGAGGACAGGAGAUGGGCUUACUGAGAUUGCCAGGCUCCCUGUGACAUCUGUGCUGGCCCUCAACAUCCUGGAGGGACAUGGGCAUGAGAGGACCUGCCGGGAGGAGCAGUCAGUGCCGGGGCCUGCCUGUGUGUCCAGGAGGCCCCCACCAGAGCUCCACCUGCCUCCUGUGGCGGCCUGUACCCCUCCAGGAAGCCCCCACUGCUCUGCUGCUGUGAGCUCCUAGGAGGCAGCGGUCUGGAAACCUGCCUUUGUUCAUGUUAGAGAAGCUGUUGAAGAAGUUCUGGUUAAGUGGAUGCUUUUCCCAGGCUUUGUAACUUCCCAGAACCUGCCCUCUAUUCCUACUCGCGAGGGCCCCUUUCCUAUCAGAAGCCCUACUGAGCACGCCCCUGACCCUGCCCUGGCCCUAUCUAGCACUUCCCUCUUCUAACCUAUUUCUCUCCAACCACUGGGCCGGGAAAGCAGCUCGCCACUUGUCAGAAUUGUGCAUCGCGCACAAGGUACUUAGUCAUGAGGGGCUUGGGCAGUGAGUAAAGGCUGCAGGGUGCAGGGUGCAGCUAACAGGCAGGCGCUGGGCCAGCAGCUGCCCCCGCACUCUGUAUCUUGGGUUCCGUUUCUGUCACACACAAGCUGGAUCCAACACCUCGUAUCUGACGAGGGGCUUAAGAGCAUCCAGUCGUGCUCUACAGGACCCAGGGGAGGGGGAGCUUCGCCAGAGGUCAUGCUGCCUCCUGCCUAGAGGUCAAGCUUCAGACCCAACUGUCUGCUAGGCCCCAGAACGACCAGGUCCCUGUCACCCUGAGCUCCCACAGCACAGCUCCCUCAGGGAGAACAGGGCUGUGGCCACCGCCUCUGUGUCCCCGCCAUGGCCUGAGCUGCCCUCUGCCCAGCGGUGGGAAAGUCUGAAUCUGUUGCUAUUUUCUUUCUGUUAUCAGGGCCUUAUCUGGCCACUGUGCCACCCAGAGGCCAGGGUCUCACUUCUGGCAGCACUGAGCCCACUCCCUCCCCCAGCUGUCCAGGGCCAGUAAGACAGGAGGCUAGGCCUUCUGCCAGUCCUGGGGGGAGGUCUUCCUCUCCUACCUGCACUACCCUCCUCAGGCCCCAGCACCUCAGCACCCCUAGCCCUCUCAUCCCUCGAGGGCCAGAGGGCACUUCCGAGGAGAGUUGAAAUAACAACACUUGUAAUAAUAACCAUAAGUCUGUGCCCAGCACCCUCAGGCACGGCCUUGCCUGAACCCCGACCAUAGCCCAUGAUAGAAGGCUGCCUCUCCCAGGCCUUCAAGUGAGGAAACCAGACUCAGGGAGGCAGGGCCUGCACACGGUCACCGGCCUCCACGUCCUCCUGUUCCUUCUGCCUGCGAUGCUUUUCCUGGCCCUGUUUGCAGGCAUCCUCCUUUUGUCCGCUUCCAGGUCUCCAGUCAUUUGUUGCCUCGUCCAAGAAGGCCGCCCUGACUGGCACCCUCUCCUUCGUGCCAGUGGCCACACUGCAUUUUUCAUGUUUCUUUCAUGGGGUUGCAUCUUAGUGGCUUCAGGGUCUCCUGUGUCAGGGGGUCUGGCACUCAUUGGGCUCAGGAAAGCUUUGAUGAGUGAAUGAAUAAGGGAGAGAAGAACGGAGCUAGUGCAUGGGUGAGUGGGUGAAUGAAAGACCAGUGCUUGAAAAUGAGCCGUCAGAGCGUGGCUCCGCCUGUACCCCAGGGACUCCCUGGUGCCCCUCUCCCAGCCCUGCACCUCCUUGGACAGGCCAGGACACUGAUGGGUGAGGAGCAGGGCACAUAGCCCACCAGUGUCCACCUGGCCCCCAGGCCAGUGGGCCUGUAUUCAAAAUCCCACUCUGACACAGGAAGGAGACCUGGGCUGGUGCCUGGACCUGUGUCCUUUCUCGUAAGUUGGGGCUGUAGAGGAUCUCCCCAGAGAGGCGUGAAUGACCCAUGCAAUGGGCACGUGUAAGGGAAAGACCGUACCUGUGGUCAAGCUCUAGUCCAGGUCAGGGCUCACCAGGACUUCACUCUGGUUCUUUCACAUUCCCAAUGGCCUGGCAGAGGGUGGUCCGAGUCACCCACCUUUGACACAGGUACAGGCUUCAGGGAUGGGGGAGCUCUGUCCAGUGCUUCAAGCCACCUCCAUCUGCUCCCACCUGGAAGGCCCACCUGAGGUCUGAUGUCCAGGGGGAUUUUGUCCCCUCAGCUACCAGCUCUUGCUUUCUUCAAGGCAGUUAUGCAAAAGGAACCCCCAGCUACCUUGCCAUCAAAGCCGGGAGGGUGGGGGCAUUAAUCGCUCCUCCUUCGGGAAUUGGAGGGAGUUGGGAUCAUCCCGCUGCACAGAGUCUGUCUCCAUAAUUCAGUUUUAAAGCAUGAAAAAAGGGAGUUGAUGAAAUUCCACUAUCAGCACCGAGCCAAUAUGCAAAAUAUCUCACCCCCAAUCAAAUAGCUAUUAUGUUUUCAUUUCCAUUCCGGCAUCCAGCUUAAUGAGCAGGAGACAGAUUGUCGUGCAUGGCGUCUGCUCACCAUGAUAACGGAGGGGCUCUGGGCAGCAGGGGCCGUGCCCAGUACUGCCCUGACCAGUGGUGACCUCCGUCAUCCCCCACAAGCUCCCCACAGACAGAUGCUCAGCUUUGGGCGUCAGCCUCUUGACUCUACCAGGUAUGGGGCCAGCCUCGCCCUCCCUGCAGCUCAUGUGCAGGCUGAGGAGAGGCACGGGGCCACACCUGGUGCACAGAAGGGCCAUGGCCUGAGCCCCGUCUGGAAGCAUGGCUAAUUGGAGGAGGCUCCUUCCCCACCUACCCCCCACCACUGCUUUCUCACUGAGGCCCAUGAACAGGUCAGUUCACUUUGCUGGGCCUCAGUUUACUCAUGUGCAAAGUUGGCAUGACUCGCGCUUCCAUCUUGGGAGGCGCACUGGCCCGUCGUGACCAUCAUCAGGGCCCUGCCCCCCCCCCCGACCAUUCCAUCCCCAUCACCCUCCCAGUCCUCUGCCACCACUCCUCCUGUUGCAGUGGUAUUGUAAGCCCCUCCCUACAUACACCUUCCCCAUCGCCCCUACAGCCCUGGCCACAGGGGGAUGGGGGGCACAAAGGACAUUUAUAAAAUGAGCACAGGGUAGUACUUAACCAUAAGCGCAUCCCCGCACCAUUUCCCAGGCCCUGCCGCUGGUGGGUGGUAGUAGCUAACAGUGGUGACAGUCGAUGUCUGGGGCACACAUACUGUGUGCCAUCCCUAAGCUAAGCUUGCAUACAGGUGUUGCCUCAUUUCAUUCUAUAAGGUGAGAGCCGUGUGGUUACUGAGCACAGAAAGGUAGAGUGACUUGUCUGAGGUCACACAGCAAGGACACCUCCGGCCAGGCUGUGGGUUGGCCUGGCUCAAUGGGUUGGGGUCUGUGGGCAGAGAGGGUCCCACAGGGGCCAGCCGGGUUCUUUCCUAGCACAGGGCACCCAGGAAACACAGCAUCACAGCCAUCACCAUGGCCAGCUGAGAAGCCUCCCUCCCUGAGCCCCAGGUGGAACCAAGGUGGUCACUGGGUCUUAAGCAGGGGCCAAGUGGCACACUCUCUUCGCACCAAGGCGGCUGUGGGGUGGAAUUUGCCACACUGCAUCCUGCUUGUGGGCUUGUAGCGAUUUGCUGGUUGGCAGUUGUCUCCUGUAUUAUCAGAGCUGUUUUAAUUGUGCUGGAACUGAAUUAGUGGCAUUAGAAUAAAUUGCCUCAGCCGGCAGCCUCUUUUUUCACGCUCAUUGUCACGCCUUUGUUCAGAGCGGGUGCCUUUGUUCUCCUGUAAAUGGACCCAACAGGGGCUCAGGGCCUCCCUGGGUGGCUGAGGCCCACCUGGAUGAGGCACCAAGAGUGGGGGCUAUUGUCCCUGGGGUCCUGGGGAGGGGAGUGUCAGCCCCACCCCAGUGCUCUGGUCCCUGCAUUCCCUGAAAGGAGGCAGCUUCAUACCCAUUCUCUAGAGUAGGCAACUGAGGCCCUGAAAUCCAAUGGCCCAUUCAGCAGGAGGGGCCGCAGCUCCUGGGCAAUCCCUCUAGCUUUGAAUGAGCCAAGGAAGGCACCACAGCUUCUGGAAAAGGGCCAGCAAGGGGCCUGACUUCAGGACUGUGUGCUGGCCACAGUGGUGGGCAGUGCCCGCUCAGGGCCCACACCACGGGAGAGGGAUCAGAGACUGGCCCCCACUGCAUCCAGUGCUUUCCUGCCCAGGUUCCCUUGGAGACAUGGAGGCUGGAGAAGAGGCCCAAGCCACAGGCAUCAGCCUCCCAGAGCUGGAGGCAGCAGCACCCGAGCCCGAGGCCAAGGCAGAGCCCAACCCGCCGAGCCCUUCUAUCCCAGAAGCUAAUCCCCUGCCCCCACCACCAACGCCGCACCCCACAUCUCCUGGAGGCCCCAAGGAAACGGAGGGACAGGAGCCAAAGACGAAUCUGGAGGAGGAAGCCCACAGCUCCUGGAGCGGGCCAGACGAGCUGGAGGAAGUCCUGCAGGAUGGGCAGAGGUGCGUGCGGGCUCGACGCAGCCUUGCUGAGGGCCUGUCCUGGGGCCCAUUCCGCGGAAGCAUCCAGAGCACAGCCUCAUCCCCCAGGCAGGCAGAACCGAGCCCCACCCUGAUGCUGCUACUGGAGGAUGAGGCCUGCUGGCUGAGGACACUGCCCCGGGUCCUGACGGAGGCUGAGGCCAAUGUGGAGAUCCACAGGAAGGAAGAUGUAUUCCCCUGCAAGGACUGUGGCAUCUGGUACCGCAGUGAGCGGAACCUGCAAGCUCACCUCCUAUAUUACUGCGCCAGCCGCCAGAAUGCCAGCUCCCCUGCCUCAGCCACCACUGAUGAGAAGACCAAGGAGCCGUACCCCAACGAGCGUAUCUGCCCCUUCCCCCAGUGCCGAAAAAGCUGCCCCAGUGCCAGCUCGCUGGAGAUCCACAUGCGCAGCCACAGUGGCGAGCGCCCCUUCGUGUGUCUCAUCUGCCUGUCGGCCUUCACCACCAAGGCCAACUGCGAGCGGCACCUCAAGGUGCACACAGACACACUGAGCGGUGUCUGCCACAGCUGUGGCUUCAUCUCCACCACAAGGGACAUCCUCUAUAGCCACCUGGUGACCAGCCACAUGGUCUGCCAGCCAGGCUCCAAGGCUGAGAUCUACUCACCAGGAGCUGGGCACCCCUCAGUCAAGCUCCCCCCAGGUCUGGCCCAGGCAGGUCCUGCUCCAGCCCUGAAGUGUGGCCCAUGGGGUCUUCCUGCAGACAGUCUGGCUGGAUUCCAGCAGCACACGGCCCUUCAUGGCCCCCUGGCCUCCUCUGACGUGGGCCUGGGGUCCACCCCAUCACCAGGACUGGACAGGAAAGCCCUGGCCGAGGCCACCAAUGGAGAGGCCAGAGCGGCCCCCCAGAACGGGGGCAGCGGUGAGCCCCCUGUGGCACCCAGGAGCAUCAAGGUGGAGGCGGCCGAGGAGCCCGAGGUUGAGCCAGGGCCCCCAGCCCCUGCAUCGCGGACGCCCUCCCCGCCCAGCCCCACGCCCGCAGCGGUCAAGGCUGAGCUGCCCAGCCCCACGCCCGGCUCCAGCCCAGGCCCCGGUGCACUGUUCCUGCCACAGUUCCCUGCUGCGCCCCCCGCCUCGGAGAUUCUGGCCAAGAUGUCCGAACUGGUGCACAGCCGGCUGCAGGUGGGGGUGGGUGCGGGGGCGCCGGCAAACCUACUCGCGGGGGCCCCCAAAGGCGCUACAUGCUUCGAGUGCGAUAUCACCUUCAACAACGUCAGCAACUUCUACGUACAUAAGCGCCUCUACUGCUCCGGCCGCCGCGCGCCCGACGACGCACCCGCGGCUCGCAGGCCCAAGGGGCCCCCCACCCCUGCUCGCGCGCCCCCCGCCCCGCCACCUGCCGAACCCGACGCGCCAGGCUCUUCGCCCAGACCCCGAGCGCACGAGGACCAGGCGGGGGACGCAACCGCGCCGGAAGCCGAGACGGGCGGCCGGGGCAGUGAGGACAGCCUGAGCCCGGUCAGCGGGGCGGACGAGGAAGACGACCCCCGUCGGACACUGUGUGAAGCCUGCAACAUCCGCUUCAGCCGCCACGAGACCUACACAGUGCACAAGCGCUACUACUGCGCUUCGCGCCACGACCCACCGCCACGCCGGCCGGCCCCCGCUGCCCUCCCAGGAACCCCUGGGCUCCCCGGCAUCCCCGUACCCGCGCCGCCACCCGUGCGCACGCGCAGGCGCCGCAAGCUCUACGAGCUGCAAGCGGUCAGUCCCGCCCCGGCAGCGCCGGGCCCCGCCCCACCAGCGCAUGCUCCUGGCCUGGAGCUACCUGCUUCGCCCUCGCCGCGUCCCGGAAGCGGAAACGGGCCGGAUCAGUCCGACGGCCCCAUCGAUUUGAGCAAAAAGCCGCGGCGCCAGACCUCUACCGCCCCAACGCCAGUGCUGCCGGCCCUGGCAGAUUACCACGAAUGCACGGCCUGCCGCGUGAGCUUCCACAGCCUCGAAGCCUACCUAGCGCACAAGAAGUUUUCAUGCCCCGCUGCACCGCGUCGCCCCCGCGCCCCGGAGGAUCCCGCCGUCGUGUGCCCCUACUGCCCCCCGAAUGGCCUGGUUCGCGGGGACCUCGUCGAGCACUUGCGCCUGGCGCAUGGCCUGCUGUUGGGCAAGCCCCUGACCGGCCCCAGCGCAGAGGCCCGGACGCCCUCGCCUGCCGCCCCCCGUGAUGGCCUUAACGGCCAGGAGCCACCCACUGGCCCUCCUGACAGCAGUCCCCGGCCCACGGCCCCAUCAACCCCUCCUUCCCACUCGGACAAGGGCGUCCAGACCCCCAGUAAGGGGACGCCAGCCCCCCUGCCCAACAGCAACCACAGGUAUUGCCGCUUGUGCAACAUCAAGUUCAGCAGCCUGUCCACUUUCAUUGCCCACAAGAAGUAUUACUGUUCCUCACAUGCCGCCGAGCACGUGAAGUGACCGGAGGCCACACUACAUACAGGAGACCGCUUACACGCCCCGCUGCUCUCCAGGAGCCAGGACCUACCAGCCUAAUGCUCAUAAAGACACAAUCACCCCCAGGAACCCGGCUGUUGGUGACUCUGGUGCCUAGGAAACGCACCAAGCACAGGCCUCAGCAGAGGAGGCUGCUGAUGGCAGCGCCCACCUGGAUACUUGGCACUUAAUAAAGAAGUUCAGUUUGAUGAGUAGA
Messenger RNA from Artibeus jamaicensis (Jamaican fruit-eating bat), 13036 nucleotides. It is a transcript of the gene ZFPM1, whose product is annotated as zinc finger protein, FOG family member 1. Bases 9907 to 12804 code for a protein of 965 amino acids. Gene Ontology annotation, cellular component: nucleus. Gene Ontology annotation, biological process: positive regulation of transcription by RNA polymerase II; negative regulation of transcription by RNA polymerase II; heart development. The record is from RefSeq and is a predicted model, not a curated record. The transcript has 9 exons. Lineage: Eukaryota; Metazoa; Chordata; Mammalia; Chiroptera; Phyllostomidae. Gene Ontology annotation, molecular function: RNA polymerase II-specific DNA-binding transcription factor binding.